ACAUAUCUGGCUGUACAUCGAUCGACACUUGCCUGAUUGAACAGGUUACUGCUGAUGUACUUGCCAUUCAUCCCAUGCAACCAUACCGCGACAUCCCAUGCCAUAACGACGCAGAUCGACAGCGUCGUCGUACAUACAACAGCUACUGCAUGUCUCUCGUGUCGGCCGGGUGCUCACCCGUUAUCUCCCCCCUGAUCGAAUGCCACCCGUCGCCAUUGCAGCACCUGAGUCCUCUCUAUAUAUACCCCUGACCACCCAACAACUCUUGCUUCCCACCCAACCACCGAUCUCCACACCGGCUCGCAGCAUUGUCACUACUCGAUCAACUGCUCCAGAGUCCAGCCAGCUGCAGCUAGAGGCGAUUUAGUAGUCAUGGCGUCCAGGGAGGAGCCGAUUGAUCGCCGCUUCGCCGACAACGAGGAGGAGGAUGACGACCUUGUCGGCGAUGACAGUGGCGACGAGGUGUUGGAGGUGAGGCGCCGCGUGUCCCGCUUCGCCGUCGGCGCCGGAGACGACGACGUCGCGGCCGCGGGGGAUGCGAGGAACAGCAGGCGCGUGUCCCGCUUCGCUGCCGAGGGCGUCUUCCCCGGACCGCAGCACGACCGACGCCGCCGCGACAGCGGCUGCGAGCUGGGAGGAGGAGGCCGGAAGAUCACCCUGCCGCCGCCGCACGCGUGGCUGGCGGUGGAGGAGACGAUGGCGAAGAAGAAGAGCGGCAGCGACGGGAACGCGAACGGGAACGGCAGCAACGAAGAGCAGUGGGCGCGCCUGCUGGCGUCAGGCUCAGAAGGGGUGAAGCAGCAGGAGCAGCCGCGGCGGAGCAGCUUCAGCGCGGUGCGGCGGGAGCGGGCGGCUCGGGAGGCGUGGCUGGACCGGGCGUGGGAGAUGAAGCGGAGCUGGCACGAGCGAAGCGGCGGCGCGCCCGACGCCGACACCCCCGUCGUCGUCCUCCUCGGCGGCAAGCAGCAGCCAUCGUCGCCGUGCUCGUCCUCGUCCUCGUCGUCCCCGCACGCGGCUGCCGGGGUGGGCGUGGCGAUGGACAUGGAGGAGGUGCGCGCGUGCAGGGACCUCGGCCUCGAGCUGCCCGCAGACUGCACCGUCGAGAUCCAGUGCUACGGCAUCUCCGGCAGCCCCACACACAGCAACAGCAGCGGCGGCGGUGGUGGAAGUGACUCCCCUUCGAACACCAGCGGCAGCUGCUCCAUCUCCAGCCCCGGCACCGUUUAGCUGCAGAUAAUAUCUGUGUAGUGUAACCCUGCACGUACGCAUGCCUUGCCGGGCAUGGCAUGCCACCACGACGUCGAGCUCCCCCUCUGCUCAUUCUCUCCGUCGUCCUCCGGUGGGUCAAGCAGGGCAGGGCACCGAGGGCAGCCUAACUAACUAGAUUUCAACGCUUGGAAUUGAUUACUGUUGCUAUCGCGCCAUUGAUUAUGUACCGUACCGCUACCACAUAUUCAGAUAAGUCAUAAGUACAUGUAUAUACAACUGGCCGUCGCCGCCCCGUUCCAGACACUACUACAGAAAAGCUCAUCAGUAACGACACUAUUACAGAAAAGCUCAUCGGUAACGGGCCAAAAAGGCUAUUAGUGGCGAUCAGGGCGUCCGUUACUAAGUGGUUGCCAGUGAUCAUGUACACAUCAGUGACGGGCGGUUCGCCCGCUAGUGAUGGCGUAACCCAUCAGUAACGGGCACGUUGCUCGCCCGCCACUGAUACGCUUUUCACGAUUUUAAAAAAAAGCGGGCCUGUGGCCUGCACAUAUUCAUCGUCAUGGAUCAACGCAUCCAAAAUCACAAAUCAUAGUUCACAAAUCACAGUACACAAAUCACGGAUCACAAAUCCCAGUACUACAAUAGGAAAAAAUCGCCGAUGCUCCUCUGCUUCGUCGGCAGCACGGUUGGCGCUGGAUCCCGCGGCGGCGGCGAGACAAGAGAGGGAGGCCGGAUCCUCGAUGAUCUGUGUGUGUGUGAGAGAGAGAGAGAGGGUGAGAGAGAACGAGAGAUGGAGAUGGAGAGAGAGACCAUACCUCGGCUCUCGGUCCGGAUCCGACGGCGCGCGGGGGUUGUGGGCAGCUGAUCCGGGGGUGUUGGGGUCGAGGAAGCCGGAUCCGUCGCUGGGGGUGUCGAGGGCGUCGGACCGCCUGCACACGGCCAGCGAAAGGGGUCGAGCUCCUGCAGCAGCGGCGGACGGGAUCGACGGCGACGCGGCAGGAGCUCGAGCUCGGGGUGGCGGAGGAUGGGAGUGGGGCUCGGGCGCCCGUGGCAACAAGAGAAGGGUGAGGGCCUCCAUGGCGGCGGCGUUGCUACCUGCAGCAGGAAAGAGACAAAGAGAGAGCGUGAGAGAGGGACAGAGAAAGAUUGAGGGGAGGGGAGGAGAUGGCAGGGGAGAGAAUCGGGGAGGGAGACAGAGAGAAAUCAGGGAGGAACUAGGAAGAGGAGAUCGAGCAGGGGGACAGAGGGAGAUCGGAUAGAUAAAGGGAGGGGGCUGGCGGCGUGGAGGAUUGGAGGAAGGAGUUAGGGUUAGUUGUCCCUUUAUAUAGGAAGAAGUGGGUCGGGCCUAAAAUGGCUUGGCCCAGUAGCAUCAGUGGCAGGCCUAACUUUAAAAUCCGUUAGUGAUGAGUCCAGGCACUUUUUUUUGUAUUUUUCAUACUUCUUGUAAUAUGAAGUAUUUCAUAUAAUUAAAUUGGCCUAUAAAUUUUCAAUAGGGU
This is a messenger RNA of Brachypodium distachyon (stiff brome), 2705 nucleotides long. RefSeq lists its product as uncharacterized. The record is from RefSeq and is a predicted model, not a curated record. Bases 373 to 1227 code for a protein of 284 amino acids. The transcript has 2 exons. NCBI's taxonomy places the organism in Eukaryota, Viridiplantae, Streptophyta, Magnoliopsida, Poales, Poaceae.